UUCAGAAUUCAUCUCCUUUACCCUUUGAAAUUCUCAUAAUUCACCACUGUGCUCAUGUUUGCAGGGUCUUACACCUUAUGAAUUUGUGGAAAGCAUGAAGAAGAAGGGCAUUCGAGUGCCAGGAAUUGGUCACAGGAUAAAGAGAGGUGACAACAGAGAUAAGAGAGUGGAACUGCUUCAACGUUAUGCCCGUGAAAAUUUCCCUUCUGUGAAGUACAUGGAAUACGCAGUUCAGGUUGAAACUUACACCCUCUCAAAGGCAAACAACCUAGUCCUCAACGUUGAUGGGGCCAUUGGAUCACUAUUCUUGGAUCUCCUAGCUGGCAGCGGAAUGUUCACUAAGCCCGAAAUUGAUGAAAUUGUUGGGAUUGGUUACCUGAAUGGGCUCUUUGUCCUCGCCCGUUCCAUUGGUCUCAUCGGGCACACAUUUGACCAGAAGAGAUUGAAGCAACCUCUAUACCGCCACCCAUGGGAAGACGUUCUCUACACCAAGUGAAGAGCCCUCGUCCCAAUACAAGAACAUUCAUUCCAAAAAUUUGGUUAGCCAUCUGUUGUGUCAAGUAUUUCCCGUGUUAGACCAGUGUCUAUACUUGUAAUAGCUGCUGCAUGCUUUGCUUUUGACUAUUUCCUUUCGGAUUUUGUAAACUCCUCUCGCAAAAAGAGUACUCUCCAUUUUCGUUUAUUAUGAUCAUCAGUUUUCCAUUCUGAAAUUGUUCCUGAGGUUCCAUAUAUUCAGGAAAGAAAUAGCAUUUCCAUUAUUGUCCCACAAAUCAAAGAAUGUAGCUGUGUUUGGUGUUCUAUUCAUGAUUUUUGUCUUUUGUUCUUGUUCAA
Molecule: messenger RNA, 831 nt
Organism: Ipomoea triloba (trilobed morning glory)
Lineage: Eukaryota; Viridiplantae; Streptophyta; Magnoliopsida; Solanales; Convolvulaceae
Product: ATP-citrate synthase beta chain protein 1-like
Exons: 3
Coding region: 95-496 (133 amino acids)
Biological process (GO): acetyl-CoA biosynthetic process; fatty acid biosynthetic process; tricarboxylic acid cycle
Cellular component (GO): cytosol
Molecular function (GO): ATP citrate synthase activity
Source: RefSeq, a predicted model, not a curated record